Oldenlandia corymbosa var. corymbosa is the source of this 1533-nucleotide messenger RNA. The record is from the annotation of a GenBank genome assembly. NCBI's taxonomy places the organism in Eukaryota, Viridiplantae, Streptophyta, Magnoliopsida, Gentianales, Rubiaceae.
AUGGCCAGUCGUGGUGUUGCCUACCCAAAGCUCCUCCACAAAAAUCUCCCUUAUUUCCUCCGGCGGCUCAGCUCUGCUCCUUCCCCAAUUACCGCUGCUGUUUCCCCUCUCUCUUUCGGCGGAUCAAAAACCCAUCACCCAGAAGACCCCGUUACUUUCACCACCGACCCCAUUUCCACCACCGUCCCGCCGCCUGAUUACGCCCAUCCCGGCGACCAAAUCAUCAAUUUCCACGACAUCAAGGGGCUCUUCUCCACGGUUUCCACCCCAAAACUGUUCAAAUCGUGGGCUACUUUGCAGAUGACGUCGAUCGAGCCCCUUGUUGAUGUGGGCUUGUGGGUUUUGUCAUCCAGGCUCGUGGAAACGCCGGUGAUCAAACAGGUGAUUCUGGGAGCUAUUAAGCAUACUUUUUACGAUCAUUUCUGCGCCGGCGAAGAUUUGGAAGAGGCCGGCCGGAGUAUUACCCGCCUUUGGGAGGCUGGGUUGAGAGGGAUGUUGGAUUAUGGUUUGGAACAUGCGACCGAUAAUGAAUCUUGUGAUCGGAAUAUGAACGAGUUUAUUAAGACUGCCGAAUACACCAAAUCUCUUCCACCUUCUUCUGCUAGCUUUGUGGUGGUGAAGAUUACUGCAAUUUGUCCACCUAGUUUGCUUAGAAGAGUAAGCGAUCUAUUGAGAUGGGAAUACAAAAACACUGGUUAUCAUCUUCCAUGGAAGCGUGAUUGCUUGCCGGUUUUCGCCGAUUCAAGCCCCUUUUAUCACACAGCCCAAAAGCCACAGCCUUUAACUCCAGAGGAAGAACAGAAUCUCCAGUUAAGUCAUGAAAGGUUAUUCAAGAUUUGUGAGAAAUGUGUGGAAUACAACAUCCCUUUACUAAUUGAUGCAGAGGAUACAGCAUUGCAACCGGCCAUUGAUUACUUAACGUAUUCAUCGGCUCUGUUGUACCGUAGAGGCGAUGAUGAUGAGCCUUUACUCUUUGGUACUAUUCAAGCUUAUUUGAAGGACUCCAAAGAAAGGUUGGUAAAAGCCAAGAAAGCUGCUGAUAAGGUCGGAGUUCCAAUGGGGUUUAAGUUAGUUAGGGGUGCUUAUAUGUCAAGUGAAAGACAAUUAGCAGCUUCUUUAGGUGUGGAGUCUCCAAUUCAAAACAGCAUUCAAGCAACCCAUGAUAGCUACAAUGAAUGCACAAGUUUUCUUCUUGAAGAGGUUGCUCGUGGAUCAGGAGCCGCAGUUCUUGCAACCCACAACAUUGAAUCAGGGAAGCUAGCUGCAGUUAAAGCAACGGAUUUAGGGAUUGACAAGAACAGUGAAAGGCUCCAAUUCGCUCAGCUGUAUGGAAUGGCAGAGACCCUUUCUUUCGGAUUGAGAAAUGCAGGGUUUCAAGUGAGCAAGUAUUUGCCAUUUGGUCCUGUAGAUCAGAUCAUGCCGUAUCUUCUUCGCAGAGCAGAGGAAAACAGAGGUCUUCUAUCUAGCUCGUUUUUAGACAGACAGUUAAUGAGCAAAGAGCUUGCGAGGAGAUUGAAGUUCCCAACUCCAUAA